Molecule: messenger RNA, 1999 nt
Organism: Guyanagaster necrorhizus
Lineage: Eukaryota; Fungi; Basidiomycota; Agaricomycetes; Agaricales; Physalacriaceae
Exons: 2
Coding region: 154-1920 (588 amino acids)
Source: RefSeq, a predicted model, not a curated record
CUGAGGUCAUCUGAUCGGAGUCCUGAAGCUUCUCUGACUAAUAGGUAAAAAAAAGUUGUGGAAGCAGUGUGACUCUUUCUUUUCUUCGACCACCAUCGGCCAAUCAUUUGCCAUUGGCAUAUCGUUUUUUGGCUGAACCGCCGUACAAUCUCCAUGGCUGCGCCCGAAUCUCUUCGGUGUAUGGGAUGCACUUGCCCUAAUCACUCGAUCACCUCUUCGCACCGCCAUAUAUCCACUCCCCCGAUUGUGGAUACCUCCGCUAAAGCCGAUCUGGCAUAUCUAAAAACAUGCAACUUAGCACCGUCCGAAGAGGAAGCAAAGUCAUUGAGACACUUCAUAUCCUCAUGCCAAAGUCGGGUGAAGAAACUCAAUGAGGAAGAGUCUUCUUUGCAAGAACUCAUCGUGAACCUUGAACGACGCAUCUCUUCGAGCGAGCGGAGGAUAGCUGCCUUGCAGAAAGAGCGCCGUCAGGCUGUUGCGCAGAUCCGUGAAUGGAGCGUCCUUCUUGAUCCCAUCAGGUGUCUUCCGCCUGAGAUAUGGUCGCGCAUAUUCAGUGAGACCAUCGAAUUUCCCACAUUCCCACAAGCAAGCUUCCGCCUGGAUUCCCAUACCGGCGCGCUGACCCAUUUUCACUGGAACUUCACCGCCGUAGAGAGCACUCUCUGGGCUAUCGAAGGCGUGUGCAAGAAAUGGAAGGCCGUGGCUGUGAACUCUCCUGAGCUGUGGGCUUUCAUCAACAUCGUCAUUUCUGACUCAAAUUUUGGCCCAAACACCAACGGAUAUGUCCGGCGGCUCGGACGGCAAUUGGGUCGCUCAGGAAAUCGUCCAUUGUCGAUCAUCAUUUCUUGCCCGGACUACAAUCGUGAUAGUCUCCCCCCUCAGUUGACCAUGAUGCUUUACUCCUUUUCAGACCGCAUCCAGCAUCUUCGAUUGUAUAUCCCUUCGGGAAUGCUGAAUACUAUCCCAUACCUGGGACUUUCCCUUCCAUACUUAAAAACUCUCUUCAUCCUCUCCACAGACAUGGACAUUACCCCGGAUGCUGACAACAUCAACGAGCCGUUAGAAUUGUUUCCAGUUUGUCCCAACCUGCGGGAACUCCAGUUUGUGGACAUCAAUGAUAACCGUUCAUUUUCUCUUCCCUGGCAACAGAUUACCGAUUACAGGUGCUGGUAUUAUCGCCACGUGGGUCCAGAUGCAUCUGUCCAUAUUUCAAGUCUCGAACGGAUGAUACACCUCCAGGAUUGCUUUUUACGGUGCAGCUUACCGUCCCGGAGGCCAUCUCCAAACAGAGCGCCUCCCCUUUGUCGAGAGUAUCGUCUCUUGGACCUACAUUCCGAUCAUGAUAACGGAGGAGAUAUUGCGCUUCGGCAGAUCAUGGACACGCUGACCUUACCUGCCCUUCAACAACUCAAAGUGACAUGCCCUGCGGGGAGCACCCGUUACUUCAAUGAGGGCACGUUCUCCUCCAUCCACCGUCUUCUUAACCGCUCCAUUCCCCCACUCACUAGACUCCACUUCUGUGGCGGGAGCAUCGUUAUGAAGGAUCUAUUGCACGUCAUCCUCUCGACUCCCAGUCUGGAAGACUUACAGCUCAACGAGCUGUAUAAAGAUACCAUUACACCGGAUAUCAUCAUCGCACUUAUACUGAAUCUCCCUUCCGGUGUCGUGAAUGUACCGCGAUUGCACACUCUCCAUCUUAGUGGUGUCGGAAAAGCGGGGGUAUCUCUGCUUGUCGAUAUGAUUCGCUCUCGGUGGAUUCUUGAUGGAGGCCUUUCAAAAGAUGUCUCACGUUUGAAGUCGAUAAAAAUAGAGAGCGACUACGAUUUUCUUGAACAUUAUUCACAAAUGGCCGUAGAAGCUCAUGAUAUUAGUCAAUGGAUCAGUGACGGUUUAUCUUGCGAGUUUCGUCAGUCGGUUUGAUACAAUAUUUACGAGUAGUAUCAUGUGUUUCGCAUUAGUAUCAUUGUCCCUGAACCAUGAGAGCAGCGCUCUCAGGAAU